GUCACUUUGCAGAAUUCCUGUCUAAUGAUGGCGGAGAAGUCACAAGGAUCUGACAGCCCUCAAGAAGGCCAGGAAAAGAGCAAAAGAGAGAUCCUGAGGCACACUAAGACAGCCUGGGUGCCUCUGGAUGGACAGUUGGCUCUUGGGUCUGAGGAGGAGAGCCAGCUGGUCAGCGUCCCUAUGCUGGAAGAUUUCAAACAGGAGAACAUCCAGCAGUGGCUGGACUCUGGAUUCUUUGUCUCUGUAAAUGAACAUUUCCAGCAGGUCAUCGACCCCACUGGUUCUUUGCAUGAAGAAGGGAUGGUCCAAAUGACUGUGAAAGACUACAUGAGAUCCCUGCACCAGCUCUCAGAGUCGCCCAGCCUGUCCAGGGGGGCCAGUUUUAAUUCUUGCCAUUCUACCACAAGUGUGCCACAAAGCAUUCCUGAAUGGCUGGAAUUCUGGGAAAACGAUCCAGUGGACAUUCUCUUGGAUCUGGGGUUUGGUGCUGAUGAGCCAGACAUCUGCACACGGAUCCCAGCCAGAUUCCUUGCUUGUGGCUCAGCUGCCAGAGGAAUCAACUUCCAUGUAUUUCUUGAAGCUCAGAAGCAACGAAUGGAUGUGGAGAACCCUAACUUGUAUGGCCGAUUCCGACAGCUGGAAAUCCUGGACCAUGUGACCAGUGCCUUCUCCUCUUUGCUGCAUGAUGUUAACGUGCUACAAAACAAUGCUGGAGAGGAAUCUAGAAGGCAAGGGCUGCCAAAGACUUCGGCAAGGGGAGCUCAAGAGCCUCAAAAACGAAUGAGCCAACUUUUGAGGAGAGCUUCAAGGCAGGACACCAGGAGGAUCAGCAACCCAGAGGCCCCUGAAGUUUUCAGGGUGGAGAAUGGGUUCCCUACAACCUCAGCCAAACCAUGGGACUAUCGAGCAGAGUUACCAAUGGCCUCCAUCAGCCACAGCCAAGACCACGAGUCUCCUCCCACAGAGCAUCAUUCUGUCCAAAUCUGCAAUGCCCGGACCCCCUGUCACCUUCCACGAGCCGCCCUGGAGCCUGGCUCCUCCAUGCUGGCCAGGCAGCCUCCUCUUCUCUGGGCACCUCUAGGGUCAGUCAGGGCCAGAACCUGGAAGGACAACUGGAUUUACACAAGCAAGCUCAAGAACUCACCUCAUUCUGCAGGCAAAGGACCAGACUCCUUUGAAAUGGAGGAGGUGCAGAGCUUUGAAGAGGAGACAGGCAACACCUUCAGCCUGACCUCAGGAACCACAGGCACCAGUGUAGACAGAGCAAACAGCUGCCAGUCUGACAGCAGUGGGUUUCUGGAGGAGCCACUGGAGCCCCCACCCAUCCAGAGCAGCCAAGGUCCCACUGAAGAUGGAGGCAGGAAGCCAAGGGAUCCGAGACACUGCUCUGUGUCCUCCCAGGAUUUCCAGCAAGAGUCAGGUGGCUCUGAUUCCAUGGACCGGGUGGGCACAUCUUUCUCAAGCCAAGACUGCAGUGUCUUGGAAGAAAAGACCUCCAUAUGUGUGCUGGAGGAAGAGCCUCUGUUUGGGGCCUCUGGGGGGCCUCCAGAGCUAUGGACUUCAGACACAGCUCCAGAUAUAGACUCCAAGAUCCACACAGGGGGAGAAGACCCAGAGGAAGAUGUGGAAUAUGAGGAUGGUGAAGGCCUGGCCACUUCCACAAAUCCUGGCCCUCUGGGGCCCCUGGUGGCUGAAGUUACAGAAGAGAAGGUUGGGGAUGGGUCUGUGGGGCCUGAGGGGGCAGGAGAGGCACCAGGGGAGUGGCAGUACCAGGAUCCUCAAAGGUUACCUGGAAUGGACCCUACUCGAGUUGGAGUCCUGCAUGUGUACUCUAGGUCCCCAGGAGCCAUGGAGAGCAGCACGCUCUGCUCUGACACCAGCAAGACUGUCCUGGCACGAGAGAUGCCACCAAAGCAUAUCGCCAGGCACAGAAGAGUGACAUCCCGCACAGCUGACCUUGUUUGCACAGCAGAGUCUAGUCUCUACCUCCACACCCUCCCUGAGGCAGACACAGGCAGUCACUGGUCGGUGUCCUACAAUCUGGAGUCAGGUGCUCAGAAUGCAGUAGCUAUGGGGAACAACUGCAGAGGUGCAGUUUCAGAACAAACUCUGUGUGACCCCAUCACUGUGACAGGAGGGAGACUGGGCACCCAAGUGGUGCAGGUCCAUGAUGCAUCUGUUCAGACAUGCAGAUCCCCACCACAGCUCUGCUGUUUUUCCCCCAGGGACAAGCACUGUGCUCAUGGGCAUCGUGUCCUCACCAAGUCAGCCUCUCUGGACACAGAUUUCCCCAGGGUCUGCACAGCAGGCUUCUGCCACACCACACCUGUCCACCGCUGCCUCUGUGGCCCACACUAUCCCCAUGUCAACAGGCACUGCCUCAGCCUUGCACCCUCCACCUGCUCACAGGGCCUGCACCCACAGACAGAGCUUGCAGAAGCUGAGCUCAUGAAGACCCCAAAAAUCCUGCCAGACACCACCAGGAAGGAGGUGCGAUCUUGCACCCUACAUGGGCUAGAAGCCAUUACAAUUGUAUGCCAGAGUUUCCGGGAGUACCUAGAAGAAGUUGGACAGCACCUGGCAGGACAGCAGGCACUUCUCUCCAGGGAUAUGUCAGAAGAGGAAAGGGAGGAGGUGCAGCACCUGCAUACCAUGCGGGAGGCAUUGAAACAUCAGAUGGCAGAGCUGGAGUUUCAGCUUGGAGACCUCGCUGGGCAAAUCAGAGAAGAGAUCCUACUGCAGCUGGACUGCCUCACAAGAGAGCCCCUGGGACUCCAUGUAAACCCGUCCCAACAUGACUGGACAGAAAACAGAAAUGGCCAGAGUCUGUGUGCUCACACUCACCCUGCCAUGGUCCCAGAGACUGCCAGUGCUCCUCUCUCAGGGGAGAGCCAGCCGCCCGUUGCCUGCACUCCACCGGUCCUGGUGGCCAGCAUCAGGCCAUCUGCCCCAGCACCUGCUCAGGAGCGAAGACUUCAGUGAGUUGCGUGGUGAAGACAGAAGGUGAAACCUUGGAAGCUGCUCCAAGCCAGAGCACAUGCACAGACCAUGUAGAUUUGUGUAAAGAAAUGAAUUUUUAACCCACAGAAAA
Perognathus longimembris pacificus (Pacific pocket mouse) is the source of this 3091-nucleotide messenger RNA. RefSeq names its product ITPR interacting domain containing 1 (gene Itprid1). The coding region runs from base 25 to 2982 and encodes 985 amino acids. The record is from RefSeq and is a predicted model, not a curated record. The transcript is spliced from 14 exons. Gene Ontology annotation, molecular function: signaling receptor binding. Lineage: Eukaryota; Metazoa; Chordata; Mammalia; Rodentia; Heteromyidae.